Molecule: messenger RNA, 2046 nt
Organism: Pistacia vera
Lineage: Eukaryota; Viridiplantae; Streptophyta; Magnoliopsida; Sapindales; Anacardiaceae
Product: 4-coumarate--CoA ligase-like 5
Exons: 5
Coding region: 101-1750 (549 amino acids)
Cellular component (GO): peroxisome
Molecular function (GO): CoA-ligase activity
Source: RefSeq, a predicted model, not a curated record
AAAACUAAGCAGUCAAAGGUUUGAGUCUAGGUACAUCUGAUCUGAUGCAAGAGGCAUUAUAAACACACUCAAGAUCAGACCACAGAGAGAGAAAUAGAUCAUGGCUCAAGUUAGCAGCAAAAAUGUCGAUCCAAGAAGUGGAUUCUGCAAAUCAAACUCCAUUUUCUACAGCAAACGCAAGCCGAUCCCACUUCCACAGAACCAUUCACUUGACGUUACAGCAUACAUCUCUUCCAGGCCACACAAUGGCAAGACCGCUUUCAUCGACGCAACCACAGGCCGCCAAAUCACCUUCUCCGAGCUCUGGCGGGCGGUUGAUUCAGUUGCCACUUGUCUCUCCGACAUGGGAAUUCGAAAAGGUCACGUUAUCCUCCUUCUCUCCCCUAACUCAAUUUUCUUCCCCGUUGUCUGCCUCGCUGUGAUGUCUCUCGGUGCCAUUAUCACAACCACAAAUCCUCUCAACACUCCUAGAGAAAUCGCCAAGCAAAUUGCCGAUUCAAAACCUGUACUUGCUUUCACUAUCAAAGAACUCAUCCCGAAACUCGCUGGUUCGUCCCUCCCAAUCGUACUCCUCGAUGAUCCACAAAACAUCACUCCUGAAGCAAAAAUUUUAACUACUUUACAAGAAAUGAUGAAUAAGGAACCAAAUGGAAGCCGAGUUAGAGACCGAGUCAACCAAGAUGACACAGCUACUCUCCUCUAUUCGUCUGGUACAACCGGUGCUAGUAAGGGUGUGGUAUCGUCCCAUCGUAAUCUCAUAGCGAUGAUACAAACCAUUGUGGAGCGAUUCAAUUUAGAAGAAGCACAAGAAACGUUCAUCUGUACGGUUCCAAUGUUUCACAUCUAUGGCCUAGCAGCGUUUGCUAUGGGCCUACUCGCAUCAGGAUCAACGAUCGUGGUUCUGUCCAAGUUCGAUAUGCACGAGAUGCUAUCGUCGAUUUCAAAAUACCGCGCAACGAACUUGCCUCUCGUGCCACCAAUACUCGUAGCUAUGAUAAACGGCGCGGAUCAGUUAAAGUCAAAGUAUGACUUGAGUUCGUUGCACUCUGUUUUGUCUGGUGGGGCUCCACUGAGUAAAGAAGUGAUAGAAGGGUUCUUACAGAAGUAUCCAACGGUGAAGAUUCUUCAGGGGUAUGGUUUGACCGAGUCGACCGGUAUUGGGGCGUCAACGGAUUCGUUAGAGGAGAGUAGAAGGUAUGGUACGGCGGGGAUGUUGUCGCCGAGCAUGGAGGCGAAGAUUGUGGACCCGGAUAGUGGUGAGGCUUUACCGGUGAACAGAACGGGUGAGCUUUGGCUUAGGGGCCCCUCCAUCAUGAAAGGUUAUUUUAGUAAUGAAGAAGCUACUGCAUCCACCCUUGAUUCCGAAGGAUGGUUGAGAACUGGCGAUCUAUGCUACAUUGAUGAGGAUGGCUUCAUUUUUGUCGUUGAUCGACUGAAGGAGCUGAUUAAAUACAAGGGAUAUCAGGUCCCUCCGGCAGAAUUAGAAGCCUUGUUACUUACUCAUCCAGAAAUAUCUGAUACUGCAGUUAUACCAUUUCCGGACAAGGAGGUUGGGCAAUAUCCCAUGGCAUACAUUGUAAGAAAAGCUGGAAGUGAUUUAUCAGCGACUGCAGUCAUGGAUUUUGUAGCAAGCCAGGUUGCCCCAUACAAGAGAGUCCGAAGAGUAGCAUUUGUGGUUGCAAUUCCCAAGAAUCCAUCUGGCAAGAUUCUCAGGAAGGAUCUCAUAAAGCUUGCAACCUCCAAACUCUGAAUCUGAAUAAUUCAAGUUUUUAGUAGAGAACAUAUCCAUGGAAGUAGUAGUUAAUUCUGCUUUUCACUCGAUUUCAUGUCCUUGUUCAUAGUCCUUAUGCUGUACUCCUUCGCUUGUAUUUGCUGCACUUUGAGAAUCAAGUUAUAAUUUUUAGUUAUCAGUAAAUGUGCAUAAACAGAGCAGUCAAAUGAACAUGCGUGGAAUGCACUCUUUUCUAGUUUAUUUCAUGUCCGGUGCUCUGUUGUCCGACUGAUUUUUCGUGUUAUAUAUGUUACAAAAUAUAAAGUAUGCUCCAA